GCGUUCUUGUCCCUUUUUGCGCCUUCUUUCUUUCUAUUUCCUUUGUCUUCUUUAUUUCUAUUCCCCGUUCUUCUUCUCUGAUCGGUCGGCGGCGAUGGCGGGAGCGAGGGAGAAGAACGUGUACAUGGCGAAGCUCGCCGAGAAGGCGAAGCGGUACGAGGAGAUGGUGGAGUUCAUGGAGAAGGUGGCGGCGGCGGCGGCGGAGGGGGAGGAGCUUACCGUGGAGGAGCGCAACCUCCUCUCGGUGGCCUACAGGAAGGUCAUCAACGACCGCCGGAACUCGUGGCGGAUUGUGUCGUCGACCGAGCAGGAGGAGAGCCACGGCAACGAAGACUACGCCGCGGACAUCCGCGACUACCGUGCCAACAUCGAGGCCGACCUCACUAGCAGAUGCCCCGGGAUUCUCAGGCUGCUGGACACAAGCCUCAUUCCCUCCGCUUCCACCGCCGACUCCAAGGCAUUUUACCUCAAGAUGAAGGGCGACUUCCACCGCUAUCUCGCCGAGUUCAAGACCGGCUCCGAAAGGGAGGAAGCUGCGGAGAGUGCUCUCGCCGCCUACAACUCUGCACAGGAUAUUGCGACGGCGGAGCUGGCAUGGACGCACCCGAUCCGGUUGGAUUUGUCCCUUCGCUUCUCGGUGUUUUACCACGAGAUCUUGGACUCCCCGGACCAGGCACGCACUCUCGCGAGACAG
Elaeis guineensis (African oil palm) is the source of this 694-nucleotide messenger RNA. The record is from RefSeq and is a predicted model, not a curated record. Lineage: Eukaryota; Viridiplantae; Streptophyta; Magnoliopsida; Arecales; Arecaceae.